Messenger RNA from Cornus florida, 1406 nucleotides. RefSeq names its product pectinesterase 1-like. Gene Ontology annotation, biological process: cell wall modification. The coding region runs from base 14 to 1102 and encodes 362 amino acids. NCBI's taxonomy places the organism in Eukaryota, Viridiplantae, Streptophyta, Magnoliopsida, Cornales, Cornaceae. The transcript has 4 exons. The record is from RefSeq and is a predicted model, not a curated record. Gene Ontology annotation, molecular function: pectinesterase activity.
CAACACAUAUAACAUGGCGGCGAAAAAGACAUUCGCCGUCAUAUUUACAAUUAUUCUCAGCAUUUUCUCCACCACUGCCGUCCCCGUCCCCGUACCGGACAACACUCCACCAAUCCCGGUGGAGAGGGCCCAAGUGGACAGUUGGUUUCAGACCAAUGUGAAACCGCACAAGGAGCGGACGAACGGUUUGGACCCUCCCCUUGUGCAGGCUGAGAACAAUCCCAAAGUGAUGAAGGUGGGUAAAGAUGGCGAAUUCAAGACGGUGAUGGAUGCAAUUAAGAAAAUCCCAGAUGGAAAUACUCAACGGGUGAUCAUCUCAAUUGCGCCCGGAAUUUAUACCGAGAAAAUCAUCAUUGAUAAAAAGAAGCCAUUUGUCACCUUGUUAGCUAGUGAUCCAAAGAAUAUGCCAACUUUGGUUUUUGGCGAUACAGGAGCAGCCAAAGGAACUAUGAUGUGUGCUAGUGUGAUAGUUGAGUCUGAUUACUUCAGUGCUACCGGUGUAAUUUUUAAGAAUUCGGCACCAAGGCCGAAGCCCGGACAACAGGCACAGGCAGUCGCGCUCAGAAUCUCCGGGGACAAGGCCUCAUUCUAUAACUGCAGAUUCCUUGGAUUUCAAGACACACUUUGUGAUGACAAAGGCAAACAUUUCUUUCAGAACUGCUACAUUGAAGGAAUCGGCGAUUUCAUCUAUGGCACUGGAAAAUCUCUUUACGUGAACACAGAAAUACAUGUGAUAGAAUUCCCUCAGGCAUUUAUUACGGCACAAGGAAGACAGACCGCUAAUGAAGAUUCCGGCUUCUCAUUCGUUCAUUGCAAAAUUACUGGCACAGGCAGAAAUGCUGACUUAGGCAGAGCUUGGAAGCCUUUCGCCAAGGUGGCUUUUGCCUACACUGAAAUGAGCGAUGUGAUCAAGCCUGAAGGAUGGAAUAACAAAGAUGAAAAGACGGUUACUUUCGUAGAAUUCAAGAACACGGGUCCAGGGUCCAAUCCUGGAGGAAGAGCUAAAUUCUCGAAGCAGCUAAGUGAUGCAGACGUUAAACCCUAUAUCAGCCUUGGCUUUAUAGAGGGUUCCAAGUGGCUUCUUCCUCCACAUAAAGCUUAAAAUCUACUGCAAGAAUAGGAAGAUUGACACAGGUGGAAAAGAUGGAAGAAGGAAAACUAAUAACAAGAGAUCUCACUUUCUACCACUGCGAAAGUGAGAUCUCGUCUCAUUCAAAUCUUCGUAUUGUUUAACAAAAGCUUUUUUUUAUUUUUUUUUUUUGUUUCAAGACAUUGACUACAAAUUAAUAAAUGUUUGAAGCUGGAUCAAUGGUAUUUUGAUUUCACGAAUGACAAACCUAAAGAACUUGAGGCAUGGAUCUCGGCGUGAAUGUUGUAGCAUGUUACAGCAUUAUAUGUUUCAUUUU